CCUGAAUAAGUUAUUCGAAGCAAGUAACGAUGAAAUUUGUAUUAUCUACUUUUGUGUACUUGCUACACAUAUAUUAACGAGUUGAUAUGUUCAAGUAUUUCACAGUUUCGAAAUAUCAGUGUUAAUUUUUUGUUGUACGUGAUCACGAAUACUUCUACACAUGUGCUUCAGGGGCGCUGCAAACGCAUUAAACCGCUGAGUCGACCUAAAACUUUGUAUACAUUGUGUUGUAUGCAAGACCCCUGACUGACAGUUCUCUACGCUCUCUGGUAGAGAGUGUCGUAUACCUUUAUCCUGAAAGCAGCUAGCUGUCUUGUACGUCGCAUCAAAAUCCUGUGUAUUUAUUUACGUUGUUCGCGUGAUAAAAUGUGAAUAACGCCACUUUAGAGCGUGGUAAAUUCAGAGUAAAACACAUUUAACAGAGAAAUUACUCAUGCCAGUGGAAAUGGAAUGUCCUGGUAUUACGUUUCAUGUGCAAUGGAAAAAGAAGCCCGGAACUGUCACCCGUCAAGACGACACAAGCAUAGGUCUUUGGGACCCUGAUGAUUCUACUUUAGAUUGGCCAACAUUUAAGUCUUACGUGUGUCAAAAUCUUGGAGUUGCUGACAAUUUAACUGUUGCUUACAUGGAUAGCGAAGGUGAUGAGAAAUUCCGAGCCACUGUAGCCUUCAGUGCAGGAAUGUUGAAGCUCUCCGUGUAUUUUGCAAGACAACAGUCCUAUAAAGGUGUAAUAACCGUUCUGAAGGUGGAUCGUCAGGAGGCAGGAAACUCCAGUACACCAACCAGUAAGGUUUCAGAAAAUGUAAGUCAAGAUAAAGCUAAAUCUUUGCUCAUGUCUUGCACGAAACAGAAAAGCAAGACUGCCUCUAAAUCAACUCACAAGUCAAAUUCAAGUGGAAAAAAUGGCCAUUCAAGUACGAGUGAAGAUAGGAGGAGCAAAGAAAGCAAGGCCAGAUCCAGUGUUGAUAACCGUGACUCCCCUAACAUGGAUCAAGGAGAACUCUUAUUAAAAGUUCUGGAGAAACUUAAGAAAAUGAAUUUAGAACAAACUGACGCACCUCCACCAUGGUUUAGAAGAUAUAUGCAAAAGAUGAAAAGUGACAUUGUGACUGAAGUGACGAACAACAUUUUGCAUGAAAUUCAACGUGUAGUUCCAAUGCAGAGAGAUUAUAAUGCACCAAGAAGCAAUUCAUGGGUUUUGAAUAAGAAUAAGAAGAAGAAAAAACUCUCUGAUGAAGAAUCUUCAGAUGGCGCUUUGGGGUGUGAAUCCAGAGACCAUAAACUGCUGAAAAAGAUAGAAAAGCUGCAUAAACGUGAAAAGAAAUUGGAAAAACUAGAUUCCAAACUAGAGAAACUUGAAAAUAAAACAAAGAGAAUGAUGGAGAAGAGAUCACAAUGUAAAGCUCGUUGUGAAAGAUUACCAGAGCGAAAAAUUUGUCCUGUGAAAAGGAGGUCUGGUGAUUUGCAUUUUGGCACAUACUUGAUGGAUGCAAUAUUACUUAAUGAUGGGCCAGCAAGUGAAAUUACCAUUUUUCCUGGUCAUAAUUUCACAAAAGUGUGGGAAAUCAUGAAUGCAGGGACUCUACCUUGGACUGAUAAAACAGAGUUACGCCAAGCAUGGGGGACAUCUGGCCUGGAACCAGAAGAGACUGUUGUGAAAUGUCCAAUACUGCAGCCUGGGGAACAAGGGACCAUAAGUGUACGGUUUCGUGCUCCUGCAUUUCCUGGAAAAUUCAAGUCAUAUUGGCACUUCUAUCACAUGGGUGAUAGAUUUGGUCACUGGAUUGGAUGUGCUGUAGUUGUUAAGGAUAUGAAGGAAUUACCAGGACAUCUUAACAAAGAAGUUAUAUAUGAGCCAAAUGGACAGAAUGAUCUCUCUCUUGAUUCUGGUAUUAAAAACAAGUCUGAUGUAAUUAAUAAACUCCCUUAUUGUAAAACUGAAUGUAAACUGAAAAGCAGUCUUCCUCCAGCUCAUAGAAGAGAGGAAUAUGAAAGUGACUUUGAAUCUGACAAUUUGAGUGUAAUUUCUGGACCAGGAUCUGAGUCCUCCGACUCAGAUGAUGAAAAUUUUGUUGUUAUUCCAAUGCCUGCUUGCUUUGUGUGUGAUGUUCCUUUAGGACAGGCAGAAACCGUUCCGGUCUUAGUGAAAUCUGAAUUGAAGGAAUCAAAGUAUGUAAAUGAACAGGGAGUACAAGGCAAUGUUGAUUUGCUAUCAUCUAGUACUGUAAAUGAACCUGAACAAUACGAAGAUAAGCCACUGGAGAAAGUUUAUGCUGUGGACCCUUCUGGAUGUUGUAUUGCUGUCAAAGAUAGCAGUGAAUCUGGGGUUCAGAAUUCAGAAAGGGUACAAAGUCAAUCAUCAUCCAGCAUUGCGGAAGCCAAUUGGAGUGAGACUCCCCAUCGUUGUGAAAGUGAACCAAAGAACCACAAACAAGAAAAUAAUUCACAUUCUGCAACUCAUUCACAUGCUACUGGAACUGAACACGCAGCUACUGAUGAUGUGCAUUCAAAUUCACAUGGUAAUAAUAGUAGCACAUCCAAUACAAAUAAACAUUCUCCAUCUGGCUCAAUGGGACAAGAUCCUUUGACUAAUGUGAUCCAUAUCUUGCCAGAAACGCUUGUCACAGGCGCUGUAAAUGUUGCUUCUACAGCAUAUAGCACAGCUCGAGCCGUCAUCAGUAAUUUGCAGCAUCGAACUCGUCAGAUUGGGGAAGGACAAGAAUGGCAAUGGAAUGAUCUUCCUGAAAAUGCUGUACAGCCAGACAGUACAACCACAGGAAAUUUAGAACUCCUUCAGGAAAUGGGCUUCAGUAAUAGGAUAUUAAAUGUCCUAUUACUACAGAGAUAUGAUAAUGAUCUUACUAAAGUUGUAGCAGAGCUGUUAUCACUUGAAGGGUAAUCUUCAAGUGAUAACUAUUGGAUGAGUGUAAUUCUUAUAAUUAAUCCAUUUAUGCUAGUACAAUCUGUUUUCUUCUCAUUAUUUUGUUAUGAACUUAUUUUCAAGAGAUUUGGGAAGUGCAAAAAUGUUUUGUUAUGUGUUCAGAUGUAAAUUGUAACUGUUCUGGCCAGGCACCUAACCUUGUAUCAUUUGAUAAAAUUUUUUAAAUGUUGAUACAUCUCGAUACCUGAAAACUGAAACUUGAAAUGUUAAAUGAAAUUUAAUAUAAAUGGUUCAUAAUACAUACUUGGCAUAAAUGGAUUGAUUUUAUUGUAUUAUCUUAUGAUCUGUAAUGUGUAAUUAUUGGAGAUGGGAAAUCAUAUUGUAAGUGUUUGAAUGUCAAAAGUUUUAUUAUUUUUUUAUUGCAUAUACAUUCAUAGUUGUUUUGUUCUUUGUUUGCACUUGUGUAUUACUUGGCCACAACAAAUCAAUCCAAAAUUUCAAUGCACUAAAAAACAAUGGUUGUUAAAGUUGAAAUAUUCUUCUGAUAUUCUUGCAUAAAGAUAAAAUGUAUAUACAAUGUGACUGCAUGAGUGUAGGAACAGAAAAUAUGACAGUUGUUAGCAGGGAUAAUACUCUGAUUGAUGCAAAAUUUAAUGAAAACUUUUUUCUUGUUUCUUGUCUCAGUUAUGAUGAAAUAGGUGUCCUUACUUUUUAAAAGGCAACUUCUCACUUGGAAUCUGUAUAUUUCUAUUAUAAUAUCCAAAUGCUUUUGAAUCUGCAUUUUGUAUUAUGCAUACUGGAAUUCUAUAUGGUUUGAGGAAGAAUGAGAAAUACUUUUCAUCAAAUUUCCUGGUCUAAAACAUGACUUUUGUUGGACUCCCUAUGAAUGUUUGGAAAGCAAUUUUGUUGACAUUCAUUACAAGUCAUAAGAAAAACCCGAAAGUUACUUAAAAAUUCUCUCAAUCCUUGAAUUGCUUUUUACUCUGCUUGUGUUUACUAUAGAAUAAUCAUGAUUUUUCCUUUUUUAACUUGGAAGGUCUUCAUUAAAAAUAAUCUAAAGAAUUAUUUGAAGUAUAAUUAUUUGCAGAACUCUUAAAGAUUGUUCAUAACUUGAAAUCUGAUAAUUGCUUGCCAACUACUGUACUGAGCAGAACAUCUAUGAAUUCAUUAAAAUGCAUGCAUGCUGUAAAAGAAUGUAUUUGAUGUAAGUGGGGCCAAAUCAAUAUGAAAUGAAUUUUGAUAAACUUAAAACAUUCAUUCAUAAUUAAAAUAAUUUUAUUGAUGUCAUUGCAUUUCUCUAACUGUACAACAAAAAUAUAAUGUUAUUCUUAUUACAAUGUUUUUGUCUUCUUAGACAACAGUAGACAUAUAUGGCUCAGGCAUUCUAAUAAUCUAUUUAAAUAAUCUGAAACUGCAAGAAAAUUUUAAAUUAAGGCAGACCCUAAGGUAACAAUAUCCUCAAUAAUUUUAAAAAGGAAAAACAAAUUUACCGUGAUUAUGGAGUAAUUUUCUUUUUUGAAACUAACCGGCCAAUAUAAAUAAAUUGGGGGAAUUGUUUAAGUGUCAAAUUUUAAUAUAUGAAUUAAUGGCCACCCUGGGGAGCAAAUCAAAUACAGUUAUGGAAUAAAAGAGGGAAGAAAUUCUUGUAAAUGGGAUAAAGGAAUAAAAAGCCAUAGCAGACUACAGUAUCAUUUCUUUGUAGAUAUGAUUCUCGAAGAGAGUUAUUAAGUUAAUAAACCAGAAUGAAAAAAUUGUCAAAAUAAUCCUGUAGCACACAGCACUGUGAGUAAAUAAAGAAUUCUCAAACGGUUUCUUUUUGUAAAAGAUUUAUCGAGAAACACAAGUGCCCAUAUGGGCUAUAUAGUAUUUGAUAAAUCAGUAACUUUUUGUGUGUAUACUAUGACAUAGAGUGCAUGAUGUAUGGUGUGAUGUCAAUAUACAAAUGAAACUUACCAAGUCAAUUUUUGAUGUUUUUAAGUUAUUUACAUCACUAAGUCAUAUUUUUUCUAUUUUUGAUUAGUGAAGUCUGGAAGUUUUGAUGUACUAAAUAAUCAAUUAUUUCCUUUUUAACUAAGUCAUACAACAAUGAAAAUGGGAAGGAAAAAUCCAUAUGUGGAUAUAAUAUAUUAACGAGUAAUUACAGGAAUUUUAAUAGUAAAUCACUACCCUCUUAAUAUUACCAAUAAUUAAUUUCUAUGUAGUUUUGCCAAAAACUAUUUUCUGUAACAUGAAAACUUUGCUGAUAGAUUCAGGUGGUCAUUUGCGUAUCUGGAUUACAUACUGCAGUCCCUGAACUUCAGUUGUGACAGGCAUUAUCAGAUUGCAACAGAAUAGCAUUGUAAAAAUUAUAAUUUUUUUCGUUUGUUUCUGAACAAAGUAGACUUAAGUCUCUGGUGAUAUUAAACAUUUUACUUACCAAUUUGCCUCGCACAAAGAAUGCUUUAGGAAGAACAGAAUUCAUGAAAAAACUGCUGUGCAAAAACAGUGUUUCUCAGUAAAUAAUAAGAACCCUUUAUCUCGCAACGAAGAAUACAGGUUUUUUUACCACUCAAAAUGAAUUGCUCUAUCUGCAAAUUCAUAGGUCAUACUGUUUUAGGCAUAAACUUUGUUUGGACAUUCAUAACCACAAAAGACAUACAAAACUCUAGAUAAUAAUGAAAAUGACAAGUAAAAAAAAAAUUAUGAACAUAUAAUACUCAGUGUUACAAGAACUAAUCUUUGAAUUUUGCAGCUAAUUCAUUAUACUUUAUUACUGAAGAUAACCAAGAUAUAUAAUCUUGUUAAAGUGUGUGUACAGCUGACAAGAACAUGCAAUUUUGAGAGAAUGUUAUACAUGAAGGGAACUGCAAACCUUAAAACUAAGAAUAUUAAUGUUUGUUUGAUUGUCACAUCAUGAAACAUUUUAAAUGAAUGUAUCUCAAAUGCUAUUAGAAAUUAAAUGAAGGCAGCUUUGGCUUUAAAAAGUUAACUCACGUUUGUUCUGUGUAUUGUAUCUUAAUUUUGGGUAUAAUAUGAAAUUAUAAAUAGCACAAGAUUUUUACUAGGCAAAGGCAUGUGCAUAUUGGGGCUCAUCACUGAAUUACUUGACAUUUCAAGACUGAAUUUUUGCUACUGUUAUAUUCAGAUUGGUCCCCAAUUACUGUCGUGGUACUUGGUCAUUGACUCAGAAUCAACCCAGGAUUGUAUGUGCUUAACAAAGCAGUUUGGCGCUACCUGGAUGCUGAAUUUGUUUAGUAUUGUGUAGAAAUGAUAUUUUGCAAUUGGUAUGCAAAAUCAAAGAAAUUAAUUAUGACAAGGGUGUUCAGUUUAUAUGAACACUCUAUCAAUUUUUUUCAGUGGGUGCACUAAUUUAAGGUAUGUUAUCAACAUUAUGUAUUAUAACAGAUUUAUUUCUUAAACUCUAAUUAUUCAUUACAAUGCACAGUACAUAUGAGUAUUACAAAAUGCUAACCAUUUACUUUUGGACUCUAUCAUUUCCUGAGAAUUAAAAGUGAUGUUACAAGAAAUUGUGUUCAUCAUUCUUACUAAGCAGACAAUUCAAUUACUAAAACACUACAGUGUUAAACCAGAGUAUUUGUAUUCUCGUUCUUGCCACACAUUCUCCUAAUUAUAGUACAGCAUUUGCAAUGAGUUUAAUUAGGAAAGUUGGAAAUUCCAAGAAUUGUUGUUUCUUCUUGUUGACUGUUGUACUGUGUGUGUUGACUGUUGAAUGUGUUACUGUCACAUUCAUGCUGGAAAUUGAAUUGGCCAAGUAAAUAUAAGUUGUCACAUAAUGCAAUUAAUAAAUUUUAGUAUUGAUGGCUGUAUUAAAUAAACUGUAGUGCGCCACAUAAACGUGUUGCUUUGAAGUUGACACUGCAAUGAUUAUUCUGAAAUUAAUGUAACUGCACUUACUUUAAUGUAGUCAAAGUUAAUUUCACUGGACAGGGUGUAUGGAUGUAUUGCCAUAUUUAUAUGUAGUGAAUUAAAGUAAAAUGUGAGAACAGUUGUAUUCUUUCCAUCAGUAUAUCCCCAAAUAAGCUGUGAGGCUCUGAGAGAAG
Messenger RNA from Gryllus bimaculatus (two-spotted cricket), 6921 nucleotides. The record is from the annotation of a GenBank genome assembly. NCBI's taxonomy places the organism in Eukaryota, Metazoa, Arthropoda, Insecta, Orthoptera, Gryllidae.